Messenger RNA from Pistacia vera, 2382 nucleotides. Its product is annotated as glycosyltransferase family 92 protein RCOM_0530710. The record is from RefSeq and is a predicted model, not a curated record. Lineage: Eukaryota; Viridiplantae; Streptophyta; Magnoliopsida; Sapindales; Anacardiaceae. The transcript has a single exon. The coding region runs from base 322 to 2145 and encodes 607 amino acids.
AACGGCAGCCACAAACGCGUUUUAUGCUGUUGCACCUCUCCUUUCCUCUCCAGUUUCAGAGUUCAGACAACCCACCCCCAAAUAAUAAAAAUAAAAAGAAAAAAGGAAAAAAUAUUCCCUCACAAAAGCUGAUAUACUUCAUAAAACGCUGUCGGCACCAGAUCUCUUCAUUCUCCCAUUUUUUGUGUACUCACUGCUCAACUCAAAUUCUUACAACAGAUCUCAUCUCGCCUCACUCUAUCCAAGCGGACCAAGCCCAUCCUUUAACUUCUUCUUCCUCCUCGUUUCAGUUCCAACCUUAAGUUUUUACACACUUUAAACAUGGAUUCUGAGCAGAGGCGUAAGCGAAAGCGUGUCUACAAACCAUACUCACGCGCACAGUACUUGUCUGUAAGGUCUCUAAUCUUGUGUUGUUCUUUCCUUGUGUUUUUGUUGUUCUUGUCUUCAGAUCGGUUACCUAUUCGAACGGUGUCGUUUAAGCCGGUUUUGAGUGUGCCUACUCUUUCGAUUUUGUCUAGCAAUUCAAUCCAGGAUUCUUUCAACCGUAGAUUUAAGUUGUUUCCUUUAAGAGUAGAAGAGAGGGUGUUGUUUCCUGACCACCUUUUGUUAAUGGUUUCCAAGAAAAUUGUUCCUACUGAGAGUUUGGAUUGUAUUUACUAUAAACUGUUGAAUUCUUCUGAAAAAUCAGUGAGUGUGAAAAUUCAGCCUGUGUUGUCUAUUGAUGAAUACGAUGAGUUCAGAUGGGUGGCGAGGUGCCCACUUCCGCCUGAGAAUUAUUCAGCUAUUGUUGACUUGAAGCGGCGUGGAGUUGUGGCUGAGCGUCGUUGGUCUUUCAGAGGUAAUGAGACGGUUCAUUCUUGGGAAAAAAUGGCUUAUGCAGCUGUAUUGGAUGGGAAGACAGUGGUUGUGUUUGUUAAAGGAUUGAAUCUUCGUCCGCAUAAGGAGUCUGAUCAUACCCAUUUUCGGUGCCAGUUUGGCUUAGGAAAUUUGGGGAAAGAUGAAGGAUUUGUGCUCAUGACUGAUGCAGUUGCUGCUGCACAAGAAGUUGUUAGGUGUUUGUUGCCGCGGAGUAUAAGAACAAAUCCAACUAAGGCUCAGGGAAUUCGAGUUACAGUUGUUCAUGUUAAUGCUAAUGGGAGAGCUCUGGGACUAGGAGAUCGAAGGCCUAUGGCCAGAAUUCGAACUUCCCGACCCUACGGCCAGAGGCGAAACCAGAGAAUUUAUAAAGACUAUGCGCCUGUGCCGUCUGUGGCAAGAAUUUACAAUUCCAAUUCCUACCAGCAGAGGAAGAAUAAGAGGAAGUAUGAGCUUUGUGUGUGUACCAUGCUGUGGAAUCAGGCAUCUUCUAUAAGAGAGUGGAUUAUGUACCAUUCUUGGCUUGGAGUCGAACGGUGGUUCAUCUAUGAUAACAACAGUGAUGAUGGCAUUCAAGAUGUGGUUAAAGAACUCAACCUGCAAAACUAUAAUGUCAGUAGGCACAACUGGCCAUGGGUUAAAACCCAGGAAGCAGGUUUUUCACAUUGCGCUUUGAGAGCAAGGAAUGAGUGCAAAUGGGUGGGAUUCUUUGACGUUGAUGAGUUUUUCUACUUUCCUCGUGACCAUCGAAGGGGCCUUCCAGGACAAAAUUCCCUAAAAUCUUUGGUUGCUAAUUUUUCAUCUUCAAAGACUGUUGCAGAGAUUAGAACUUCUUGUCAUAGCUUUGGGCCCUCUGGCUUGAGCUCGCAUCCGGUUGAAGGUGUGACCGUAGGUUACACUUGCCGGCUUCAAAGCCCCGAGCGGCAUAAGUCUAUUGUACGCCCAGAUUUGCUCAACACUACCCUUCUCAAUGUGGUGCAUCAUUUUCGCCUGAGGGCAGGUUAUCGGUACAUGAAUAUGCCUGAAAGCAUUGCUGUGAUAAACCACUACAAGUAUCAAGUAUGGGAAGCGUUUAGAGCCAAGUUUUUUAGAAGGGUUGCUACCUAUGUUGUUGAUUGGCAAGAGAACCAAAACACAGGGUCAAAGGACAGGGCACCGGGGCUAGGGACCGAAGCCAUUGAACCUCCCAAUUGGCGGCUACAGUUCUGUGAGGUUUGGGACACUGGCCUCAGGGACUUUGUUUUGGCUAACUUUGCUGAUCCUGCCACUGGAUCCCUGCCCUGGGAGUAAGAAACACUAAUACGGGCGCUUGCAGUUUGGUGCCCAUGUAAACAGAGCAAUCACACGAGAAGCUAUAUUCAUUCUUUUCAUUUUUUUUUUUUUUUUCCAUUUUGUAUCUUAAUAUUUUGGUUUCUAUAGGGAUGAGAGAAUAUAGGGUCUUACACUUUGUAAAUUCAUGACAGCAAGAGAUGAUUUUUUGUAUUUUAUUUUGCCCUUUAUUUUUAUGUUUAUUGACAGAUUUAUUGA